UGCACACAGAGUUUGCUGAGCAUUGUUACGAUUUUGAAUAUCUUGAAUUCUAAUCCACAUAUUUUUCGAGGUUUUUAUCACAUUGACACUUUUGGAUAAUUCUUGAAGAAUCGUCAACAUAUACGUGAUGCAUCCGUUGAUCCCUCUUCUUGUGGCCAUUCUGGCUGUCACCGCGCCAACACAUUCUGCUGCACAAGAGUUGGAAUCAAAGCUUUGUGAAUGUCCAAAACCGCAACAUCGCCGGAUGUUCACUCUUUCGAUCUAUCCAACGAAAGAGAAAUGCCUCGAGUUCGGAUACCGCAUCAAAGAAUCCGCUGACAGAAACCUGACAGUGGCCUUGAAGAUAGGUGGCGUCAUAGGAGCCCCGAUCUGGUCAGCAGUUCGCGGCAGUGGAGAAGGCUGGAACAAUGCGACAGUUGAUAUAACUGAAAGGAAGCAGCAGUACAUGAUUGCGUUUGAGGGUGUUCGACAUGCUGAUCGAAAGGGUCGUGUCGCCAUCAGAAACUUGAUAAUCCAUGACGGCGCUUGUUCCGGAGAUGAAGUCAAAACUACGGUGAUACCUACACUAAAGCCUACAUUGAAGCCUUCGAUGAAACCUACAGUAAAGCCUACAUUGCAGCCUACCGAGAAACCUACAGUAAAGCCUACAUUGCAGCCUACGGUGAAACCUACAGACGGGGAAAUUGGACCCGCUUAUGAUGGAUGUGUAUAUGAUCCACCCGUCAACGGUAUCACUUUCGGUCUUGAACUGCCAGCGGGUUUCCCAGCGUUUGCAGCUAAAAAUAUGCUGAUUUACAAACGAGACACAACACUAAGUGAGUGUGCAGCUGAGUGUACCGAAUCGAAUUGCCCCGCCUUCUCCUUUAAUACCAACAGCAACAUAUGCAUAAGCUUGCCGCCCUCCAGCAAUGGACAGUUUGUUGUGAGCAAACCAUCACCCGAAAGUGUUGCCAUCUUCACAGACUGCCAGGACAUUGAAGAAUGUAGAGAUUCCCCGUGCAAGAAUGCAGGAACCUGUGUUAAUGCUAAUGGUUCUGUAUCAAGAUACUGUAUCUGUCGAUACGGGUGGACGGGAGACGUGUGUGAAAUGCGUGAUUCGUCUAAACGCAAGGUAAAUAUAGAGUAGUCCGUAAUAGAUACUAUAUCGAAGCAAUGAGCAGCUGAAAAGAGUCUAUUAAGGAACAUCUUCUACGGAAGUAUUUGCACAACCAUUCCGACCUGACACGAGUGUACUGUGACGUAGUAUAUCGAAGACGAGUAACCUUAUCAUGAAGGUGAGGUUGGCAACAUCAAUCGACGGGUUACGAGCAAUUUCAUUGGCCAACCAUUCCGCAUGAAUGUGCGCGUGGCAAAAUAUGAAGGAUACAUUGACCGACAACGCGGACAUGGCGGUAUAUUGCGCAACAUACAACCGACGGCAGCUCUCUUUUUGCAUUAAUAAUUUGUGUUGUAACAUAAUACAUGUACUCAGAAUAAAACAGUCA
Molecule: messenger RNA, 1484 nt
Organism: Lineus longissimus
Lineage: Eukaryota; Metazoa; Nemertea; Pilidiophora; Heteronemertea; Lineidae
Exons: 9
Coding region: 128-1126 (332 amino acids)
Cellular component (GO): membrane
Molecular function (GO): calcium ion binding
Source: RefSeq, a predicted model, not a curated record